Messenger RNA from Manis pentadactyla (Chinese pangolin), 2038 nucleotides. Its product is annotated as collagen alpha-1(I) chain-like. The coding region runs from base 1 to 1080 and encodes 359 amino acids. The transcript is spliced from 3 exons. Lineage: Eukaryota; Metazoa; Chordata; Mammalia; Pholidota; Manidae. The record is from RefSeq and is a predicted model, not a curated record.
AUGCCAUUUGAUGCUGGGAAACCAAGGACACCGGGAGGAAACAAGCAGGGAACACGCGCGUACUUCUCGGUGCGGGGCGCGCGCGUGCGGCGCGGAGCAGGCGCCAGGGACACACACCCGGGCGGAAAGGGGACCCGGGCAGAGGGAGCCCGCGGCGGGGGCGCGGCGACGAGCCGCGGUGCAGACCGCGCGGGGCGGGCGGGGCCGCGGGAGCCCGGAGGCUCGAGCAGGAGGAGGGAGGGGUCCCGGCCGCUGCCCAGACCUCGCGGCCGCCGAGGAAAGUUGAUACUUACUCAGCUUCGCAACUGCGCCGCCCCCACAGGCCGCCCGGCGGGCCGGCCGGGGCGCUGGGGACACGGCGGCGCCCGGAGCCCGGCGGCCGCGCCGCCCUCCCCGCGCCGGCGGGAGGCCCGGGCUUCCCGGGCGCCCUCGCCGCUCGCCUCCGGGCCGGCGCUGGGUGAGCGCGGGCGCCCUGGCGGGAGCCGCGGGCUACGAGCGCGCGCAGAGGCUGCGGCGCCGGCAGGAGCCGCCCCCAGCGCCGCCGCGGGCGGGCGAACGAGGCUCGGCGCGGAGCGCGGCGUCUGCGGCCGGCUGCCUCCCGCGGCCGCUGCCUCUGGGCUGGAGGCCGGGCUGGGGGCCGGGCCGGGCCGGGCCGGCGGCCGGGCGGCUCCGCCCCUUCGCCGGCCCGCGGGCAGCGCGCGCGAGAGGAGCGGCGCGGGGGCGCCCCCCUCGGCCGGGCGCUCGGGUUACAGGCGCGGCCGCCCGGCUCCCCCGCCAGCGUCCCGCCGCUUCACCGGCGCCGGCGGAGCCCUUGUAACGGAACCGGGACGCCGGCGCUGCAUUGUGGGAGCUGUGCAGGCGGCGGGGAGCGCGGCGCGGCCGCUCCGGCUCCCCUUCCAAUCCCCCCCGGCCCAGCUCGCCGCGACCCCCGAGGCCUGCGGAGCGGGCGGCCGGAAAUCGGGAGGCGACCGGGGCCCCGCGCUCCCGAGAGCAAAAUUUUCCUUAGCCCGGGGUGAGACCUGCAAAACUGCCCUCUGCGGCCACCCCGGAAAGCGGAGGCUUUUUCCGCAGACGCUGUAAAAAAAAAAAAAAAAAAAAAAAAGCCUCUCCAUCCCCCAAGGACUGGGUUUGAAUUGCUUUUCAUCCGGAGUGGCAGUGAUUCAGCGACAGUGACAGAGACAGGAGACGAAAACCACAGCGAGUGAAUCAGACGUCACAGAUCAAGACCAUGCUUCUAAAGAUCUAUUAACCCAGCACUCACUCAGCAUCAAAAACACAGGCUCAAGAUUCUGAAUGUGUUUUAAUUUUUGUAAAUUUUGUAACAUCUUUAAAUCUUACUUGAACAAUAAGAAUUUUUCUUCAUACGUCUUUUGAUCCAUUCUUGUGAGCAAUGAUAUAAAAUAAAUUCUCACUUCACUAAAUUAUCCAGGGUUUCAGCACACUUAAAAUAAGUCUUUUCCAACACAGAAUAAAGUAAGAGAUACCCUCUGGCCCUGGGUAGAGAAAUGAGAACCAAUGAAAUUUUAUAACUUUCUUGUCUUAUAUCUAUGGUAAGGAUAUAUAGAGUAUCUUCUUAGUUCCAUCUUCUAGUGAGGCCCUGGGCUUGGGAGUGGAGGAAGACCCAUGUGAUGUAUCUUUGAACUCACUAGAUAGAGAUUUCAUCUGUACUCUGAACAAAUUUAUGUUAAUAUCCCUAAGUUCAAAUGGUUGAGACAUGCAGUUGGCAAAAGGGAAGAGUGAUGUUUGCAAUAUCUAGAUAAGAGAAACCAGAAUACCAUGGGCCUCUUAACAAUAAGACAAAAUUGAGUCAUUCUUUAAUCUUCAUUCUUGAUAAUUUUGAAGUUUCACAAUCCUCUUCUUUGGUUUCACGAAGAUGGGGAUCUUAAUCUGUGAUCUGGAGUAUCCCAAAAUUAUAAUUUGAAAUACUUUUUAAGAACCCAAAGAUUAAUAAUAAUAGCUGUGCUACAAUGGAAAAUGCUUACAUUAUAAUGUUGAAUUAAAAUAAAAGGAUAGCUGAUCAUUUGCUAUCAACUGCAAA